Alosa alosa (allis shad) is the source of this 3412-nucleotide messenger RNA. RefSeq names its product E3 ubiquitin-protein ligase RNF31-like. The coding region runs from base 830 to 2431 and encodes 533 amino acids. Gene Ontology annotation, cellular component: LUBAC complex. Gene Ontology annotation, molecular function: ubiquitin protein ligase activity; K63-linked polyubiquitin modification-dependent protein binding; K48-linked polyubiquitin modification-dependent protein binding. The record is from RefSeq and is a predicted model, not a curated record. NCBI's taxonomy places the organism in Eukaryota, Metazoa, Chordata, Actinopteri, Clupeiformes, Clupeidae. The transcript is spliced from 12 exons. Gene Ontology annotation, biological process: protein linear polyubiquitination.
UGUGAACUUUCGGGCUAAAGCCCAGGGCCCACCAAGCCGACUGCAGGGCGUCUAAUAACAUCGAGCCGGUUGAUGAGUGAUUGUGGGCCAACGGUGUGCGCAUUAGUGUCAGCUUGGUUACGGCACAUUUAACAUGUUGAAAUCGGUGUCUGAGCUGUCGUUAAGGUUUGCUCUGCCUAUUUUGCUUUCCUACGUUUUCCUUUCUCACAGUAGAGAUCACUGAGGAGCUUCAGUUCCGUUAAUUAGUGUUUUGCUUCUCAUGACUGGAUCUAAAACUGUGUGGUUUUCUUUUCUUCUCUUCUUUCUUCCACAAACCAAUCACCAGGACUGACGGCAGUGCAAUUUGCAACUUAUAAAACACAUCCUUGAUUAGAAGCUCAUCAAUUCAAAAACCAAAUCAAAACUGUCUGUUAUGUGCAAAGUACAUUUACAUUUAUUCAAUUAGCAGACACUAAAUACUACAAUUAGCAAUAAUAAAUUAGCAACAAUAAAUACUACUACCACCAGAGGAUGAGAGUGCAGAAAACUAGUCAAAGUGUGGUUGAAGGAGAUAGUGAUAGAAAAUGGUGAAUAGGAGCUGCUUUGUUUCCUUACUGUAUCUGCACCUUUGCUUUUCUGUAUAUCACACAGAUACAGUCUGUUCCAGUGCAAUGUCUUUCACCACACAGGCAACAUAAGGCUACUAAAGUCAGCUGACGUUACAGCUAGUGCUCUGAAGUCGGCUUGAUGUGCACUUAGCUUAUGGUUUCUCAACACCGAUAAAUUAUACAUCUCAUAAUGUGAUUAUCAUAAUAAGUGUAAUUCAUCCUUGUUUCAUACAAAUAGUGUGAUGAAUGAACAGGAGACGUUCACAGCCUUAGUUCACGGCGUUGUGUUUCUCCUCAGAUGUCAGGCAGGUUUUGAGACUGCCAAAUCGGGUGUCGGGUGGAACGAGCAACAGUUCCCCAUCCAGGUGAAGAAGUUUGAUCGCUCUCAGAUCCAGAUGCCUGAGGGAGUUGUGGGUGAGAAGGCGGCCAUGUUCAAGAGCCUGCUGUCGAUGGAGGGGCACACGUUCAGCCCGGCGGAUGUGCUGGAGGCGGUGCAGGCGUGCCGCGAUCUGCCCUCUGCCCUCAAGUACCUCUCUCAUGAGUGCCCCAUCUGCCAGGAGCAAGUGUGCUUCAGCAAGAUGAUCACCAUGACUCACUGCUUGUGUGCCUUGUGCGAGAGCUGCUUUAAAGCCUACUUCUCCUCCGUCAUCAAAGAGAAGAACAUUGUGCACGCCGUCUGUCCCCUGUGCAAUAAGCCGGACGUGCAUGGACCUCAGAGCAUGGAGGAGUCCAUGGAGUACUUCAGUCUCCUGGACACACAGAUAAGACACUACCUUGACCUGGAGACCCAUGAGCUGUUCCAGAGGAAGCUGAGGGACCGGGCGCUUCAGGAGAUGCCAAACUUCCGCUGGUGUGCCCAUUGCUGCUUUGGGCUGCUGCAUGAGGCCGAUCGGCUGAGGAUGGACUGCCCCAGCUGUGGCAAGAGCACCUGUUCCAAGUGCAAGACUGCUUGGGCUCCCCAACACGAGGGCCUGUCUUGUGAGCGGUUCAAAGAGUGGCAGCUCCACAACAGCCAAGAGUACCAGAACACACGGCUAGAGCACCUCAUGAGCAGAAACAAAAUAGAUUGCCCCAAGUGCAAAUUCCGCUUCUACCUGUCCAAAGGUGGAUGUCUUCACUUCAAAUGCACCCAGUGCCAGCAUGAGUUCUGUGGGGGCUGUGGACGAUCGUUCAAGCUUGGCUCCGCUUGCGGGUUUUCUGCAGAGUGUGCCACUAAGGGUUUACAUGCCCACCACCCCAGGGACUGCCUGUACCACCUGAGAGACUGGAGUGUGCAUAGGCUGCAGAAGCUAUUACAGUGUCAUCGAGUGUCCAGCCCCCUCCUCCUACGGCACAAACACGGAGCAGCGGGCAGGAACUGGAGAGGUGCCAUUGAUGAGGCGUGGGUCUGUGGUGCAGGUGUGUGUGGGGUACUGGAGCACAAAGAGAGUGGCGGUACGAAAGAGGAGCCGUGUGGACGCCCUGCGCUCCUGGAGUACAGUGGCUACUGUUCGUUGCACUAUAAAGAGUGCCUUGUUGAGCUGAUCAACCAGAAGCACCUAGAUCCUGCUCUCCUGUUCGACAUCCAAGAGAUGGUUGCUGAGUUACAGAGAUGGAGGAUCCGGUUUCCACAGCAACAACCUCAUGAAUCAGACCAGCUUUACAGAGAGAAUCUAAGAAAGAUUCUGACUGCGACUGUGGACCUCUCUGCGGGUCCUUUAGGUGGGAGCGGGAACAGAAGAGUGGAGCCCUCCUCCCCCUCCUUCCCUGGGCCCCCCAGGGGAAACCCCUGGUCCACCCCACAGGCAAGCCCUGCUAAGGGCCUGUCAGAAGACUCCCAACUUCUGCUGCUACUCAAUGACUAGGGCAAGCUGCUCUUGGCCAAUAACAUCAUAAUAAUAGUUUCUGGCACACGUGUAUGCUGUACAGAAGUCCUUCUGCUUGGGCCUCAUGUGUUUUUAAAUGACAGCUUGUGACAAGGAGUGCAGAUGUAUUGAAGGUGAAGUGUCCUAUGGUUGGGUAACACAAGUGUACUGUUUUCAAUUAGUUCUCAGGGCUGCAGUACUGUUGAAGCACUCCAUGUACUUUCUGUACAAGAUAAGUAAUGUCUGUCUGUUAGCGCCAUCUAGUGAUCACUGUGAUUAUAUAUUUUCCGUUUUGUUGUAGGAUUUGAAUACUCAUUCAUUGAUUUUCUGUGACCAGGGGGGAAUACUACAAAGCCAGAUUAGUGGUAUGUUGAGCAUAAAACCUGAGGCAUGUUCAUAUAUGACAAAAGCUGAUGUUUUUCUGAACAAAAAUGCAAUUGUUCACUUUAAAUUUACAAAAUGGCAAUCAACAAGGUCAGGUUGCAAACAUUUGCCUCUGCUUGCUGAAUUUGAAGUUGCCUUGGGUGUUCCGUACCACUUGUGUUUCGUAGCAUACCCCUCAGAGGUGCUGGUUUGCAUUUACAAGACUACUAAGUAUGUGAAGCUAGUUUUUUGUGGGCUGUAAGUUAUUAAUGUCUUCAUUCUUAUCUUUUUACGUGGUUGCAGUACCACACCUUACAGUGAAUGCAUUGUGUUGAGCACUGUUUUGCACUUUGACAAAGAUAGUAAGUGUGGCCAUCCUCAAAUCCAUGAGGCGUUGAAAGACCAGAUGAAUAUACUGUUACUAAUAUUACUGUUUCACUCUUUUGACUGAGUACAUGGUACACAUUAGUUCGAUAUUCACAUAUAUUUUUUAUUUUUCUACUAAACUAACCACGGAAAAGUGAAAAGAUGACAAGAAACUUGGGACAUAGGUCUUUUCAUAGUUUGUAUUUCAAAAUCGUGUAAUUAAAUAACUGGGCAUGUGCACAAUACAAAAUA